AUGCCGACUCUCGCGGUCACCAACUUCAACGUUGUUUGCGCAACGCUGGGAGGGUUUAUUUCGCUCUUCGGCUUGGUCUCGUACCUCUUCAAAGAGCGCUUUCAUCUGUCUGAAGCUCUAAUUUCCCUUUUGGCUGGCGUCACUUUCUCUCCUCAUGGUGCCAAUUUUAUCAGGCCGCAAGAAUAUGCCCUGGGAUCCGAAGAGGCAUUGGAGGCGAUAACUCUCUACUUUUCUCGUCUGGUACUUGGGGUACAACUUGUACUGGCUGGAGUCCAGCUUCCAAGCCGCUACCUACUAAAGGAAUGGCGGAGCCUCUCCCUCCUGGUUGGACCUGGCAUGACGGGAAUGUGGCUUUGCACCAGCCUGAUUGUAUGGGGAUUAGUGCCAAACACACCAUUCCUCCAUGCCCUCGCUGUUGCCGCGUGUGUUACUCCAACAGAUCCUGUCUUGUCCAACUCCAUCGUGAAGGGUAAAUUCGCCGAUAAAAACAUUCCACGAGCCCUGCAGCGGAUCAUCAUCGCUGAGUCUGGUGCCAAUGAUGGCCUCGGCUAUCCAUUCCUGUUCUUUGCGGUAUAUCUCAUCCAAUAUACAGGGUAUGGCGGCCUUGGUCAGUCCGGUGGCGCUCAGAGGGCCAUGGGCUUGUGGUUCGGUGAAAUUUGGUGUUAUACCAUUUUGCUGAGCGUGCUCUAUGGCAUUACCGUCGGCUGGUUAGCCAAGGAACUCUUGCACUGGGCCGAGGAGAGGAAAUACGUCGACCGAGAAAGCUUUCUUGUCUUUGCGAUUGCUUUGGCGUUGUUUAUCGUUGGUACUUGUGGAAUGAUUGGAAGUGACGAUGUCCUUGCGUGUUUUAUCGCUGGAAAUGUUUUCACCCUUGAUGACUGGUUCCGCCUUGAGACCCUGGAUGACUCUCUUCAACCCACAAUCGACAUGUUACUUAAUUUAGCCGUCUUCAUGUGGUUCGGUGCAGUUUGUCCCUGGUCCACAUUUCUAUCCAACGACAUCAUUCCGAUCUACCGACUCAUCUUUCUGGGAGUCCUUGUUCUCCUUUUCCGCCGGAUCCCUGUCGUCUUCGCUAUGCACAGCUUGGAAUAUUUGAAGCACCACGUCAAAGUAGAUGGCGAAAUCCGAGAGGAUGCGAAACGACUGGGGGAUACCAUGUUUGUAGUGGUUUGGUUCAUCACCAUUUGCAGCAUUGUUGUCCACGGCCUUUCCAUUCCGCUUGGGAAAUUGGGCUUCUAUCUUCCUCGCACUCUCUCAAACGCCAUGAGUACCAGUGCAGAUCUCGACCCAGACCCAUUUCCCAUUCCGUUCCGUGACACUAUUUCCGCAGCUGCAUCUCGCGUUCGCAAUAGAGUAUCUUCUAAACAGCGUAGCCGUGUGACCACUCGUGACCGUUCUGAGCCGCCAAGACCUAUCGCUUUUCGUAUCGGCCGCACCGCUAUUCCAAACAAUCAAUCUGGCACCGCAUCACCAGUGCCUAUAAAUUUCCCGAUUUCUCCCGUCGGAUCUCCUGCCCCUCCAACGGCUCCGCCGGCAUGCUCGCCGCCGCUGUUGGGCAUCUCUCUGGCUGCUCGGAAAUCGAGUGAAGAAGAUCCUAAAGAUGGCGUAACCAUUGAUGGAAAUUCAGCGCGGAAUACUAAUGAGAACGGGUAUGGUACUGUUGAUCGAUCAGCCGGUUCACCGCAGCUUGGCUUGGCCAGUCACAGCAGUGGGGAUGUCACAAAUGCUGUACAGCUUUAA
This is a messenger RNA of Uncinocarpus reesii 1704, 1740 nucleotides long. RefSeq lists its product as uncharacterized. Bases 1 to 1740 code for a protein of 579 amino acids. Gene Ontology annotation, molecular function: sodium:proton antiporter activity. Gene Ontology annotation, cellular component: plasma membrane. Gene Ontology annotation, biological process: proton export across plasma membrane; sodium ion export across plasma membrane; regulation of membrane potential. NCBI's taxonomy places the organism in Eukaryota, Fungi, Ascomycota, Eurotiomycetes, Onygenales, Onygenaceae. The record is from RefSeq and is a predicted model, not a curated record. The transcript has 6 exons.